Humulus lupulus (European hop) is the source of this 1334-nucleotide messenger RNA. Its product is annotated as zinc finger CCCH domain-containing protein 14-like. Gene Ontology annotation, molecular function: mRNA binding; metal ion binding. NCBI's taxonomy places the organism in Eukaryota, Viridiplantae, Streptophyta, Magnoliopsida, Rosales, Cannabaceae. The record is from RefSeq and is a predicted model, not a curated record. The transcript is spliced from 3 exons. Bases 188 to 1108 code for a protein of 306 amino acids.
UCGGGUAACAUCAAAUAUUGAAUAAACUGCAUUUGAAUCUAUUUUUCAGUUCCGCUCUUUCUUCUUCCCUUAUUCUCUUUUUCACUGUUCCCUUUCCGUCUCCGAACCCUAUCUCUCUCUCUCCUCCUCUCGCAGAUUCCACCACUUCUCUCUCUCUGUUUUAUUCUUCUUAUUGAGUUACAAUAAGAUGGAGUAUGAAGGUGGUCGCAAGAGAGCCAGAUUCGAUGCUUCUUUUAAUGGCAAUGGCGGCUUCAAGAAGUCUAGGCCAGAAAUGGAGUCCUUUACACCUGGUAUAGGAAGCAAAUCGAAGCCAUGCACAAAGUUUUUCAGUACGGCCGGGUGCCCUUUUGGUGAAGGUUGCCACUUCUUGCAUUAUGUUCCCGGCGGCUUGAAGACUGUGUCACAUUUAAUCAAUGUUGGUGGCAGCCCAGCCCUCCCUCCAUCCGCUAGAAACCCUGUAGUUCCACCAUCUUUCCCAGAUGGCUCGUCUCCCCCAGCUGUCAAGACCCGCUUGUGCAACAAGUUCAACUCAGCAGAAGGCUGUAAGUUCGGUGAAAAAUGCCAUUUUGCUCACGGAGAGUGGGAACUUGGCAAGCCAACAUUACCAUCCUACGAAGAUCACCGCGGCAGGAUGGGUGGUAGGAUGGAGCCUCCUCCUCCUUCGCACGGUCUUGCAGCCAGCUUUGGAGCAUCAUCCACAGCCAAAAUUAGUGUCGAUUCUUCACUUGCUGGAGCCAUUAUUGGGAAAAAUGGUGUGAACUCAAAACAAAUAUGUCGGGCCACAGGAGCAAAACUUUCGAUAAGAGAGCAUGAGACAGAUCCCAACUUGAGGAAUAUUGAGCUCGAGGGAACCUUCGACCAGAUUAAGCAGGCGAGUACGAUGGUUCGUGAGCUCAUCGUAAAUGUUGGAUCGUCUAUGGCUGCAAAUCACACGAAGAGCCAUCAUCAUGGUGGUGGUGGUGGUGGUGGUGGUACGGGUCACUCCUCCGGCUCAGGAAGCAAUUUUAAGACCAAAAUAUGUGAUAACUUUACCAAAGGUUCAUGCACAUUUGGGGAGAGGUGCCACUUUGCACAUGGAGCUCAUGAAUUGCGCAAGACUGGGAUAUAAUUUUUAUUGUUAUUUUUUUGGUCUUCUAUUGAUAGUGUGCCAAUCUUUUCUAGGAUAAAACUCUUGAUAUAGCAUGUAGUAUUUUUGUUUGAUUUUUUUUUUAAAUGUUCUUUGAUUGUUAAUGUCGCAGCUUUUUUUAGUUUAAAGUAGAUUUUGAUAUUCUUGAAUGAUUAAUUUGGUUUAUUUUUCUAUUCAUUCUUGUUGGUGCUUCUGCAGUUUUCUUGUA